ACUCCUCAAGAGUUUUACUUCAAAUAUUUUUCGACUCCCACACACUCUUAUUCCUUGUAUCUUGUUGACAGUUGUCUUGGGAUAUUAAGUGGCACAUUAAAGUGGUGUUUGUGGAGAUAUUUUACAAGUCGGCCAGGAUCAACGCUCAGGAUCUUUCUGAAGUUGAAGUGGAUCGGCGGCCGCUCCGGGAAUAUUCUGGAAGUUUCUGACUGACUGAAUUUUUCCACAUGGAAGACGGCGAUGGUGCGGGGCGGUGGGACCGGCUGUGCAGCAGGGACGCCAACAUGCGGAAAGUGGCGCUGGAUGGAGUCCAGCAGCUGGUGUUGAGCUUGACCGAGAAGGCCGGACCGACCAACGGCAAACCCCCGCCGUCGAGUCUCGGCCCCGCCGGCGACCUCGAUCACUCGCUGGUUCGGCUCCUGCGGCUGUCCAGGAGCUGCCCCUUCACCGACGUGAGAGACAAAUGCGGGGCCAUCCUACAGGCGGUGCAGGAAAUGGGAGUGAGAAUCCCCCGGGCUUUGGGACAAGGACCAAGUGAAUUCAUCCCUGAAAAAGAAAUCCUCCAAUUAGGAAGAGAAGAUGCAGAGACACGCGUACUAUUCAUUGAAGCAUUUGCUACCUUGGGUCGCCUGGACAACAUCACCUUGUUGAUGGGAUUCCACCCAAGGUACCUUGACAGUUUUCUCAAAACUCAACACUACCUGAUGCAGAUGGAUGGUCCGUUGCCAUAUCAUUAUCGACACUACAUUGCAAUAAUGGCUGCAGCUCGACACCAGUGUUCAUAUCUUGUAAAUCUCCAUGUUAAUGACUUCCUCCAAGUUGGUGGGGAUCCAAAGUGGCUAGCAGGUUUAGAUUCCGCCCCUCGGAAGCUUCAGACUUUAAGUGAAAUGAAUAAAAUUCUUGCACACAGGCCCUGGCUUAUUACCAAAGAUCAUAUUGAGAAACUCCUAAAAGCUGAGGAGCAUGGCUGGUCACUGGCUGAGUUGGUACAUGUGGUCGUGCUGCUCACUCACUAUCAUUCUCUUGCAUCCUUCACGUAUGGCUGUGGUAUCAACCCUGAAAUACAUUGUGAUGGAGGCCACACAUUUCGACUGCCUUCUGUUGGUAGUUGCUACGUAUGUGAUUUUACAAAUGGCAAUAAUGCUGUAGAUGAUCUACUGAAUGGCCAAGGAGGAAGUGGAAGCACAGAGACUGUUUGUGAGGUGGAAGCUCUGAUGGAAAAAAUGAAACAGCUGCAAGAAUGUAGAGAUGAAGAAGAGGCGAGCCAAGAGGAAAUGGCAACACGAUUUGAGAGAGAAAAGGCAGAGAGUCUCUAUGUGACAACAACAGGUGAAGAAUCAGUAGAUACGAGGGACGUUUCUCGUCACUUUGAAGAUCCAAGCUAUGGUUACAAAGAAUUUCCCAGACAGGGCGAGCAAACUGUGCCCACAUUUCGAGCUCAGGAUUAUACUUGGGAAGAUCAUGGGUAUUCCCUUGUUAACCGCCUUUAUCCAGAUGUCGGCCAGCUAUUGGAUGAAAAGUUUCAGAUAGUUUACAACCUGACUUACAACACUAUGGCAAUGCAUAAAGAUGUUGAUACCUCAAUGCUCAGACGAGCCAUCUGGAACUACAUCCAUUGCAUGUUUGGAAUAAGAUAUGAUGAUUAUGACUAUGGUGAAAUUAAUCAGCUGUUGGAUUGGAACUUCAAAGCUUAUAUAAAAACCGUGGUCUGCUCUCCAGUGAAGACUACAAACAGAAUGUAUGACAGCUUCUGGAGACGAUUCAAACACUCUGAGAAGAUUCAUGUGAAUUUGCUUCUUAUGGAAGCUCGAAUGCAGGCAGAACUUCUUUAUGCUUUGACGGCCAUUACACGAUAUCUGACAUGAAAACCCUGCAAUUUCAUAAGCAUCCAUUCUGACUGGAGGAACUGCCAGUUCAUUUGAACCAAAGUAGGCAAACAUCCAUGAAUUCCAUUGUGCCAUAACAUACAUCGAGAAAAGUGUUACCUCUUGGUGCACUGUGGCUUUGGACCUUUCACAGAAGGAAAAGAAUGGAAGACUGUGAAGAACCAAUGUACAACCUGAGUAUUAGAUCACCUGUGUGUGUUUUGACAACACAAAAUAAUUUCUAACACUUUCAAUGUCUUAUAGCGAUGCAACAAGCUAUAUGCUGUCAUCUUUUUAGACUAGGUUAUAAUGUGUGGUUGCUGUAGGUAACUGGAGUUGGAGGAUUCAAAAAAAUAAUUGGGGUCUGGAAGUUUUGUGCCUCAAGGACCUUUUUUAUAGUUGGAAGUUGUUGGUGCUGCUAUUCCUACCAGUGGAUUGCUGUGAUCACUGGCUGCCUAAGUUUUGAGCUAAGACUAUCAAACUGAAUACUGCAGCUACCUGAGCCUGCACUGUGACAAACUCCAGUGAUGAGUCACAGUUUGUGAGAUAAUAUUGACAUUUAUAAUUGUUAGAAUUCUAACACAUCUCUAUAUAACUUUUGAAAUAUGCAAGUAUUUCUAGAACUUGUAUUUCUGCUGGAAAACAAUGCAGUUUUUUUUUACAUUUUGUUUUGAAAAUUGGUGAAGUAGUGAUAGGUACAAUUCAGUUUUACCCAAAGUAUUGUCUUGAGACAAGAAGUGUACUUCUGAGUUUCUGUGUCUUCCUUGCAAAACUUACAUAUUGUAGUGCUUUGUGUAUGUUUUCUAUGGCAGCAUCUUGUAUGUUAUAGCUGUUGCUAUUUGUGUAAGAAGGUUCAGUUGCCCUCUGGCACAGUGAAAGUUUUCCAUUACUAGUAGCUUUGUCUAGAAGCAUGAUUCUAGGUGACUGAACCACAGUCUUCAGAAUUACAGCACAAACUCUUAAUUGUUUCUUUUAAUGUGAUAUUUUAACAAUUAACAGCUUAUCUAACAAAGCUGGAAAUGUUUUGUUUACUGAUGACCAGUACUUGAUUCAAAAUAUCAGCAUGAAGUCUUUUGUGUUUUCAUAGGUUUUUCAUCAACUUAGUGAUUGUAAUACAAAAUAUUAAACCUGUUUUUUUUAAAUAAAUGUCAUUAUUGACAUUUCAAAUGAA
Messenger RNA from Carcharodon carcharias (great white shark), 3036 nucleotides. It is a transcript of the gene sesn1, whose product is annotated as sestrin 1. The transcript has 10 exons. Gene Ontology annotation, biological process: cellular response to L-leucine; negative regulation of TORC1 signaling; regulation of response to reactive oxygen species. Lineage: Eukaryota; Metazoa; Chordata; Chondrichthyes; Lamniformes; Lamnidae. Gene Ontology annotation, cellular component: nucleus. The record is from RefSeq and is a predicted model, not a curated record. Gene Ontology annotation, molecular function: L-leucine binding; oxidoreductase activity, acting on peroxide as acceptor. The coding region runs from base 228 to 1865 and encodes 545 amino acids.